Messenger RNA from Drosophila rhopaloa, 1827 nucleotides. Its product is annotated as cell wall protein DAN4. The coding region runs from base 1 to 1827 and encodes 608 amino acids. NCBI's taxonomy places the organism in Eukaryota, Metazoa, Arthropoda, Insecta, Diptera, Drosophilidae. The record is from RefSeq and is a predicted model, not a curated record. The transcript has 4 exons.
AUGUUGGGGAAAGUGAAAAGCAGCGUUAUUGUCAUUUAUAUGACAAUAGGACUGUUUUAUAUACUGCUUAAUAUAAGGGCAUCUUCUACUUAUAUGAGACCAAAACGACAGAUGUGGUCUGUAGAUCAUCCAGCAAUUGUUUUAUAUAGACAACACCCGAGUGCUAUGCGAAAAUUUUAUUGGUACAACAACAGGACUCCGAUUUUGGUAGGAAAAAUGAGACUAAAAAACUAUAUGCGCAAUGUGCAUAUGCUGCCAAGAUACGUACACUCCCCUACUCAAUAUCACGAAGCUUAUGCCAAUUCAAAAAGGAGCGUCUUUAGGGAUUUGAAUAAUUUUCAUGGAUUCAAAACAACAUCAACGCCGGCAACCACAGUGGAUUACGUGGCUGCUCCCGUUAAUACAAUUGAGUAUAGUACAGGUCCAGUAAGCCCACCAGUGGAUUUCAAAACACAUUCUUCCGUUAACUCGUUUGUACCGCUAACCGCUAGAACGCUUUCGAACGCAGAACGUGUAAUGGGCGUUACGAAUCAGUGGAACCAGUCCGACUACUCCAAUGAUAUCUGGAAAAAGUGCACAGAAAACUGCUUCAAAAACUCAAUUCAAGACUUUGCAAAAGACCAAUAUAGCUCGCACAGUAUGACCAGUGAAUUGCCUGUUACUACAUCAACUACUCUGCCUUAUUUUAAUUAUGUUGCUCACACCUACUUCACUCUUGACGAUGUUAUUCUACCCCAUUCGGCAUCCAAGUUCGGUAAAUCCAGUACACAAGAGCAACAUGAAUUUCGUCCCAGUCUCCAAGUAUUUACCACAGAAGUUCCCCAAGUCUUAUUCACAGAACGUUUUGAGCAUUCAACUCAGCCAAUUCCAACUACCACAACAACAACAACCACGAAAUCUGCGCUUCCAUCUAAAACCACUUUAUUCGAUAUCGAAUAUAGCACUAGACCAAAUUUGAUUAGUUCAACCACUUCAGCUACCGCAACAACAUCAACAGAAUCAUCGCUUUUCGAAAAUAUUCCGAGUUGGACCACUCCACAACCCAUAAAAAAUAACUUUUCCACAACAAAUGUUACAACACAGUCCUUCAAAAACAGAUUGAAAUCUAUGAAAGCUACUAAAAACUUUUCGUCAAAUAUUGAAACUAAGUUGAAAUUGUUAAAGCUGCAUCUGAAAAAUCUCGUUACCACAAAAGAAACUCCGAAGAACAUUCAAAAUUUAACCGCAUCAAGCACAGUUGUUAUCGAUAGUAACACAACAUUGCCCGAUUCUACAACCCCCACGCCCGUAACAAGAAGGACAAAUGUUAAUCGGAAAUUUAGAAAACUACGAGUCUUGGCAUCAACUAAAAAGGUUCCGAUUCAAAUAACACGAAAUUCAACUAAAUCCAUUAAUGUUAAGGCGGAACAUAAAAAGUCGAAAAGAAUUUACCAAAGACGCAAACACUUAAAUUCUACUGUUUCACCAGAACCAACAAAAAACACAACAAUCGACAAUGAAUCGAUGAAUAAGUUUAAACGCAGGGCAUCAACAAGCACGCGAAAAUCGACCAAUGCCGAUGAAAACGGAAUUGUUCGAAACUCAACGAAAUCAAUAAAUCACGCUGUGGCGAAGUCUCGCGCCGACGGAAUAACAGAAGAAAAAUCCGCCUUAGUAACGGAAUCCGCAAUUAUGACUAUUUCCAGCGGCAAUAUGAAGAUGAGGCAAUCAAUGAUAAAAGUAAAGUCAAAGCAGCACAGCGCCAGAAAAAUUAACCAUUUAGAGAACGAUAAUUUCAUACCGUCCCUGCCCAUUGAAGUAUAUUUUAAAAAAGUAAAUCAGCAAUAA